CCUACAUCGCCGCUAGUCUCACCACCAUGGAAAAAUCCCUUAGCUUCAAAGUCUCCCACUACUUCGAAAGAAUCCAUGGCUUGGUGUAUUAUAGUCUCCCUUUUUAUGUCAUGACCUCUACUGAGGCUGCAUUCACCUUUGUUACCAUCUUGUUUUUGUCCUUCAUUUUUUCUUAUGGACUCGGUGCGCUAUUCUACAGUUGUGCUGCGCUAGCCCAAAAACUAAUUAGUCUCGAGGGACUAGAGCAGGCGUUGCAAGUCGCCUCUAUCAAGAACUGAACUGUGGGCGCCUUGCUUAAUAAUAUGACGAGAAACAAUAAUGAUAAAUGGAGCCUGGGAGCUUUUUCAUCCUAGGGUUUUGCAUUGUAACAUACAAGGCAUGUUUGCAUGUUUGCACGGACACUAAGACCAAUGCUUACUACAAUGCACUCCGACCUUAAUAUUAAUAUAUAUACUAUUACGACACACACAUAUGCGAUUAAUGGCAAUUUUAGAUUUCAGGGCACGUAUUAAGCAGCUGCUUCCUUAUUUGGUAGAGUGGCAUCCUGCCAGGAGCAAUCAAUACCAGCGUAGCGUCCAAUAGGAGUCGCAACUCUAGCAAAAUUUCAGAUUCUUGUUUUGAACCGAAUAUAA
Molecule: messenger RNA, 632 nt
Organism: Ogataea polymorpha
Lineage: Eukaryota; Fungi; Ascomycota; Pichiomycetes; Pichiales; Pichiaceae
Exons: 1
Coding region: 111-278 (55 amino acids)
Source: RefSeq, a predicted model, not a curated record